This is a messenger RNA of Melanotaenia boesemani (Boeseman's rainbowfish), 1670 nucleotides long. RefSeq names its product cholesterol side-chain cleavage enzyme, mitochondrial. Bases 67 to 1620 code for a protein of 517 amino acids. The record is from RefSeq and is a predicted model, not a curated record. NCBI's taxonomy places the organism in Eukaryota, Metazoa, Chordata, Actinopteri, Atheriniformes, Melanotaeniidae. Gene Ontology annotation, cellular component: mitochondrial inner membrane. The transcript has 9 exons. Gene Ontology annotation, molecular function: oxidoreductase activity, acting on paired donors, with incorporation or reduction of molecular oxygen; monooxygenase activity; heme binding. Gene Ontology annotation, biological process: cellular response to peptide hormone stimulus; glucocorticoid biosynthetic process; cholesterol metabolic process.
AGAUGUCCCUGGGAGAGCCAGAGUAGCUGUUGAGUUUAGAGCAGAGAGAGCAUUUUUCUCGUUGAGAUGGCCAGGUGGAGGAUGUGGCGCAGCCCUGUGAUGCUGCCCCUGUCCUGGGUGGAGGAACUGACAACAUCAGGUGUGCGCUGCAGCAGCAGCAUGCCGGUGAUCCGGCAGUCGUACUCAGAGAGCAGCAGCAUCGUCAGGCCUUUCAACGAGAUUCCUGGACUGUGGAAGAAUGGGCUGGUCAACUUGUACAAUUUCUGGAAACUAGAUGGUUUCAGAAACCUCCACCGCAUCAUGGUACAGAAUUUCAACACUUUUGGACCCAUUUACAGAGAGAAAAUAGGUUAUUAUGAAAGUGUCAAUAUCAUCAAACCAGAGGAUGCUGCAAUCCUGUUCAAAGCAGAGGGACACUAUCCUAAAAGGCUGAAAGUUGAAGCAUGGACAUCGUACAGAGACUACAGAAACCGCAAAUAUGGAGUUCUACUAAAGAACGGGGAAGACUGGAGAUCAAACCGUGUGAUUCUCAACAAGGAGGUGAUUUCCCUGAAGAUGAUGGAACACUUUGUGCCUUUGCUGGAUGAUGUGGGCCAGGAUUUUGUGGCCAGAGUUCACAAAAAGAUCAAGCGUAGUGGUCAAAACAAAUGGACCACAGACCUCUCUCAAGAACUCUUUAAAUAUGCAUUAGAGUCGGUGAGCUCGGUGCUGUAUGGAGAGCGUCUGGGUUUGAUGCUGGAUUACAUAGACCCUGAAGCUCAACACUUCAUCAACUGCAUCACCCUCAUGUUCAAGACUACCUCACCUAUGCUGUAUAUACCUCCUGCUAUGCUGAGGCAGAUUGGAGCAAAGGUGUGGCGGGACCAUGUGGCAGCUUGGGAUGGGAUAUUCAACCAAGCGGACCGCUGCAUCCAGAACAUCUAUAGGCAGUUGCGUCAGGAGACAAGUACUUCCAAGAAAUAUCCAGGAGUCUUGGCUAGUCUUCUUAUGCUGGACAAGCUGUCCAUUGAAGACAUCAAGGCCAGUGUCACUGAGCUGAUGGCUGGAGGGGUAGACACAACUUCUAUAACGCUCCUGUGGACAUUGUAUGAAUUAGCCAGACACCCCAACCUCCAGGAGGAGCUGAGGGCGGAGGUGGCUGCAGCUCGGGCUACAAGCCAGGGAGACAUGCAGGAGAUGCUGAAGCGAAUUCCUUUGGUCAAAGGUGCUCUGAAGGAAACGCUGAGGUUGCAUCCGGUUGCAGUGAGCUUGCAAAGAUACAUAGCAGAGGAUAUAAUUAUUCAAAACUACCACAUCCCGGCUGGGACUCUGGUCCAGCUAGGACUGUAUGCAAUGGGCAGAGACCCCAAGGUGUUCUUUCGUCCAGAGCAGUAUCAGCCCUCUCGCUGGCUGAGGUCGGAGACGCACUACUUCAAAAGCCUGGGCUUCGGUUUUGGUCCUCGUCAGUGUUUAGGACGCAGAAUAGCUGAGACAGAAAUGCAAAUCUUCCUCAUCCAUAUGCUGGAAAACUUCAGAGUGGAGAAGCAACGGCAUGUGGAAGUGCAGAGUACCUUUGAGCUCAUUCUGUUGCCAGACAAACCUAUUUUAUUGACUUUGAAACCUCUACAGGCUAGUCGGUAACACACGCUUGAAAGAAAUUUGUGGUGUGUGGUAAGUUAAGGUAAUUUAAC